AUGGAUAAAUUUGAUUUUUUUGCUGCUAUUCCUUCUAUUCCUUCUAAUAUUUCAAUUCCCACAAUCCCAUCAAUACCGGGAAUACAAUCAAUACCAGGUCUAAAUACUUUAACUAGGAAAUCUAUAUCAGCAACAAAAAAUGACGAUUUAUCAAUAUUAUUGGCGCAAAAACAAAAAUCUAUAUUACCACCUGAUAUACUGAUUCGCAUAUUGAAACAUUUACCAAUAACUUCUCUCCCGAAUUUUGCACUUGUUUCACGUCGAUUCAAAGUGUUGGUUUAUGAUGAUGAAUUAUGGGAACAACAUUUGAAAACCUUGGGUGCUUGGAAUAAUUAUAAUAAAAUUGUUGUUGAUGGUAUAAUGAAAUUAAUUCCAUACUAUAUCGACUUUAGACAUAAAAGAAAAGAUAGUAGAUUGUUUAAAGAGUAUUUUGAUCAAAGAAAUCAAGCUAAAAUGUUGGCUAAGAUAAAUAAUUUUGGUAAAAUAAAUAUCACUUCAGAUUCUGAUAAGAUUAAUAGUGCAUUGGAAACUGUAAUCGAAUAUUUUGAAAAUUCAGCUUUACAUCAUUUUGAGUUAGCAUAUGAUUCUCACAAUAUAUCAGAAAUGCAGAAAUGGGCUCAUAUUUUAUUGGAUUUGAAUGGAGGAAAUUCUUGUAUUCAAGUAUUUAUACAAAAGAAUUCAAUAUUUUUUGAUCACCUAUAUAAUCCAGAAGAAAAUUUCAUAAACAUAUCCUCGUCAUCGCCACCAAAAUCACCAACAACAUUAUCAACAACGUCAGAUUUAUCAUAUCAACCAUUGAAAGAAUUUUUCAUUUAUAUAGAAGAAGAAUUAAAACGACAAGCAACUUUAAUUGGACAAGUUUUUCCACAUGAUGCUGAUGUCUUCUUCACUUUUACGGAACGUGUUGUUGAAGAUGUUAUCUCAGAAUAUAUAUCAACAUUUUUAAAAUUAUCGCACGAUCAUGACAUUUUAUUAUAUUUGAAAAGUGUAGUGACAGCAUACAAUCGUUGUUUACAUGUUUGCAAGUUAAUUUGGCGAGAUAUAAAACCUGGAUUAAGUAAAAUAAGAGCAGAGGAUUUGAUAUUUCAAAUGUUUGAAUCAUUUAUGGGCUCGUAUUUGGAACAAGAAUUAAAUUAUGUUGAGAAACAGAGUGACGACGAAAUUGAAAAAUGGAAUCAAAAGUUGAAUCAAUCCGUUGAUGCACAACAGCAAACACUUGUUGAUAAUUCAAAUAGAGAAGUCUACAAACAUUCUUUAAGAAGAGUUGGUGGAUUUAUUGAAUAUCCUGAUAAAAUGGGUCCAUUACAUAUGAAAACAGGUUUUGAAACGUAA
Messenger RNA from Entrophospora sp. SA101, 1332 nucleotides. Lineage: Eukaryota; Fungi; Glomeromycota; Glomeromycetes; Entrophosporales; Entrophosporaceae. The record is from the annotation of a GenBank genome assembly.